AACCAUUGACAAAAAAACGUACGAGACGAGCGGCUCUCUGCACGGCUGAAGGGUCAGAGAGCAGCAGUCGAAGUCCUUGAUCGAAUCCUUGCCAACUCUUUGGCUCUGGGUUCCAUACCCUGAGGAUUGCGCAUCCCUCUUUUUCUCGUGAUAGGUAUAGACGGCGCCCGCCGUGCAGUUCUUAGCAUGCCUGGUCAUUUUUCGGACGCGUUCACCCUUUUCCAAACCACCUCUGUUUACUUCGGCAACAAGAGUGGGCGUGCCCUGGUCAAUGUGGUCCAAACGGUCACGCCUCCUUUGUGGGAGCAGUUCUCAGGUUUUCAAAAAUGGGUCUUAUUUUUAAUAAUUUGCAAGCAAUCAUCGCAGUGAUGUUUCGCACUAAACAAAUGAUCAAGCAGCGGAUCGUGCAAGCCAUUGAGCCGUAUGGUAAACGAAGCAAACAUGAGCCAUGUUUCACAGAGGUUUCGCUGCUAGACAAGCUUCAAUUUUACUCUAUUGGCAUUUUUUGGGCUCUGGUGACCUUGAUGAAGAUCAUCAUUUGUUGGCUGUGGAAUCCCAAGAAGCACUUCGGCAACAAGAAAAGAGACAAACCGGCACCCACCUGCCUCACCGAUUCUUCUCUUGGCACUCAUUCUUACAUAAAACUGAAGGGUGUUAAAUUUCAUUACGUUGAAGCUGGUAAUGCAGAAAGUCCCCUGAUGAUCUGCUUGCACGGAUUUUUAGAUUGCUGGAUAGGCUGGAGGUUUCAGAUGCUGACUAUGGCACAGCAUUUUAGGGUCGUGGCUGUAGAUCUGAAAGGUUUUGGUGAUUCUGAAAAACCUCAGCGCCCAGGAAUGUACAAGGUAGAGCAGAUUGUCAAAGAGCUUGCUGAAUUCACCAAAGCAAUAGCGGGUGAAAAUAAAAAAUGCGUCCUUGUUGGUCAUGACAUGGGAGCACUUGUUGGAUGGUUUUUUGUCUACUCCAAUCCUGACUUGGUGGCUCGGUUUGUUAGCAUAUCUUGCCCACACCCAAAUAUCUACUGGGAAGAAUUGCUACAUUCUGCGUCUUUGAACAAAAAAAUGGUGCAGCAGUUUCAAGUGCCAGAUGUCAUGGAAAACAUGCUCAUGAUGAAUGACCUUGCUUUCAUCGACACUUUUCAUGCUCACGUACUUGCCCACCCAAAUUCCGAAAUGGUUUCCAGAGAAACGUAUAAAUUUGUCUUCUCCAGAAAAGUGGACUGGACGGGUGCUUUAAAUUACUUCCGCACAUUUUGGAAAGCCAGAGUUCGUUCUGAUCUCGUUGGAUCCUUGGACAUUCCACUUCUAUUGAUAGUUGGUGAUAAAGACCAGUCAUUCUCAAUGGAAACAGCUAUCAAGUCAACUGAACUGGAAGAUAAGCUAAUUGUCAGAGUAGUUGGAGGUGCGGGUCAUGCUCCCCAUCAAGAGGCUGUUCAUCAUGUCAACAAACUUUUGCUCACUUUUCUAGCAGUCAAUCCAAAUGGAAUUAGCUACUCACUUGUGCCUCAGAAAAUCCCACAGAACCAACAAAAUGGAUUGGUGAACCGAAUGUUUGGUGCCAUCAGCUCUACUUACACAUAUGGCAACCAGAUGCUUGAAAAUGUUACCAGGAAAAGUGAUCCGUUAGCUCUUCCUUAUCGCAAUAGAGGCUGUACCUCUCCUCUCGCUCCUCGGUAAUAUUUUUACAUUUAAGUCGGCGUGCGUCAGAAAGCUGCAAAUAAGUCGUUCCAUUGCAUGUGAUUUUUAAGUCAGAAAAAUUUAUUUUUGUAAAAUUUUCAUUUUUAUUAUGCAUUUUACAAUGCUUUUACAAUGUGCUGUUGAAUCUCAAGAAAGAGAAAAUUAUAAAUAUCCUGUUCCUGUGUAUUUUUGAGAAUAAAGAAGAUUAUGCAAAUAUUGUAAAUUUAA
Neocloeon triangulifer is the source of this 1901-nucleotide messenger RNA. RefSeq names its product epoxide hydrolase 4-like. Lineage: Eukaryota; Metazoa; Arthropoda; Insecta; Ephemeroptera; Baetidae. The transcript is spliced from 8 exons. Gene Ontology annotation, molecular function: hydrolase activity. The coding region runs from base 327 to 1673 and encodes 448 amino acids. The record is from RefSeq and is a predicted model, not a curated record.